AUGACACAACUUUUAUUAAAUAUUUCAUGGCAAAAAUUCAAGAAAACUGUUAAUGAUUUCAAUUUAUUUUCAUCGAUUCCACCUACAAAUGAUCAACAUAAACUUCGAAAUCAACGUAUCUCAACAAGAUUAUUCAUUAUUUUUUUGGCUUUAUCAUUAGCUAUUCUUCUUCUCUAUACUUCGUUAAUCGAUAUUACACAAACUGUUAAUAUUAAAUCACCAACAAAUCAACAAUACUCCAAUCUAUAUUCAACAUAUUCGCAAACAUUAAAAUGUGAUUGUGCACAAAUAUCCAUCAGUUACGACAAGUUUCUUCAUAUCGACUAUACAUUUCAUCAAAUAUGCAACAGUGUUUAUGUUAGUCAAAAUUGGAUUGAUUAUCUUUUCACUAUUAGGCAAUAUGCUAAUUGGUACUCCGAUGAUUUUCGAUGGACAAGCACGUCUACAUUUCAAGCGUUGCGUGCAUUUUGUGACUUAGUUAAUCAAACAAUCGGUAAUCAUUUGUCAGAAUUCUAUUCAAGCCAAUUUGUUAGCGCAUCUGUUGUUCCUACAGAAACAUUUGAACUUCAAGCUGACUCUUUCAUUACUCAAUUGAUAUCAACAAUGGCAAACGACUUCUUUUUAUCACUUUUAACUAUAAGACAAAUGACUCAAAGUGAUGCUAUAUAUUCUGCACAAGAGACAAACUAUGGCCUUAACCGAUAUUCUGUCGGUUCUGCUAAUGGAUAUACAUAUGCAUAUUGGUAUGAUAACGAUACCUGCAGUUGUUCAACUUCAGCGAAGUGUAGUUAUCAAUCUCGAAUGUAUUCUAGUUCUAAGAACGACGUAACAUUCUACAUACCAGGUAUGCAAAUAGGAUGUUAUAUUGUUGAAUCAUUACUUCAAUCUGAUCUUCGAUGUUUUUAUAAUCAAACAUGUAUAACUAAAGUUGAAUCAUAUUUUGAAGGAGCUUCACCAAUGAAUGUCACCUCUCUUGAUCAAGCCUUAUUAAAAACAUUCUCUAUAAACUCAACAGUCGAAGAUAUUCUUAAUAGU
Messenger RNA from Adineta steineri, 1035 nucleotides. The record is from the annotation of a GenBank genome assembly. NCBI's taxonomy places the organism in Eukaryota, Metazoa, Rotifera, Eurotatoria, Adinetida, Adinetidae.